AUGGAAACACUGACUUUGAGUAUAUUGCUGUUCGAGUCUCUAAGAGCUGCAACGAUACACCUUAAUCAGCUCACAACUUUCUGAGGAAGAAGAAAUAUUCUGAUGAAGAAAAAAACGUAUUUCAUAAAUACUGCUGAGGUUUCACUGAUACAAAUGAGCAAGUAUCCCAAGGUCCAAGUGGUUUGCUUCUCAGUUUGAGGUUAUUUCUGAAUGUUGUAUUUCUUGGAGCUGUGAUCACCUUAAUUCAGCAAUGUAAGUGACCAAGUGAAAUGUUUUGCUUUAAUUCCUGUGAAAUGGACAGAUAUUUAUCCUUAACUUAAACAAGUUUUGCAAACAAACUAUUUUGAUAAGGUAACAAGACCACUCAUGCUUUCUACUAUUGUUUUCUGAGGACUAUGGGAGGGAGUCACUGUCAUUUUGGGUCUGUGGAUCUGCAGAAGGUCGGUGGCUUCCAGAGGACCAUUGCGUGUUUGGGCUGUAUGAAGAGGGCUGGAGUCUUCCUCACUGUCCGGUCCCCCACUCUGAGAGUCCCUACUAUUCCUUUCCAAAACUGAACAAACCACCAAGGUUUCUAGCCAGAGAAUCCAUCCAUCAGUUUGGAAAAACUCUUUAAGCAAUGAAAAAGGAGUUACUCAGGUAGAUGGUACAACUGGAACCCCUGCUGUCUCCUCCUCGUCCUCACAGCCAGUCUUCACCUCCUGAUGCCCUGAUUUGCUUACCUUAAGUCUCAUCCAGUCCCCCCUGGCAUGUACAAUGGGAAUGUGAAAUGGACUUCAGGGAUGGGUGAGAUAGGAGGCUGGAAGAUGGUACACAUAGUUGGAAAAGACCUCUCUAAACAUAAAUAAAAAUGUGUGCCUCUAAGUUUAUAAAAGUGUCCUUUGCAUUGUACACAGAAAAUGUGCACAAGCACUGGGUCACUGACAGCACUGAUCAUGUACGUACAGAACUUAGCUAUCCAUCCCAGAUGUGUGCCACUAUCCCUGAGCAUCUAAAGUUAGAGAUCAGAGAGAAAUAGUUGCAGUUGCCCUGGUAAAACAAGUUGAACAGUUUUUAGGUUGCCAUCAACAAACAUCCAAAUAUUGAUCAAGGAGUGUAAUUUUAGUUUCUGCCUUUAGAAUACCUUGGCCUGGUAGUUCCAAUGUUCAGCCUACUUCUGGACAUCAAAACCACUUUGCACAUCAAAAUAAUUUGAGAACACAGGAAAAAAAUGAGAAUUCGGAAGCCUUUCUGGGCAGAAGUACCCUGCGGACUCAGCUGUUCUCCCUUUCUCUGGAUGACAUUCCUGCUGUCUUGCAUCAACCCAUCCUUUUCUGAAAUAAGCUCAAUAGCAAUUUCAGGAACUGGAAAACCAAAUGAACAAUCAUUUUAGUUGAAAGACAACUGUUGCAUGCCAUGUUGUCAAAAGCAUGAUCAUAAUGGACUCUACACUAUCUUUGUGAAGUCAGUCACCUUGUGUUUGUUUAAUGUAUAUGAUUUACAUGCUUAGUUCUCCACCUACCAUUUACAGGAAGGACAGACAAGAGAUCUGAGUUUCUGCUUAUAACUGCUAUUAUCAUCCAUGCAAAAAUACUACGAGGUUUCUGUACAGUUCACUUGUGAGCUUUACAUUAAAAUGUUGGAGAUUUUUGUCCAGGUGACUUGCUAUCAAAUGUCAUGCAGAAGCCCAGAGAAAAUCUUUCUGAAAGUGGCAGUAUUUUUGAGGAAGAUCUUAAUGACAACAACUUACUGACUACAUUGAAAGAAAGCUUGUUCAUGCAUGCAAAUGACUCCAGAUGUGAACUCUGUCCUACUGGCUGGAAGCUGCAUUAUGGGAGAUGUUAUUACUACUCAGAAACUUGUGACACCUGGCAGAAUAGUAGAAAGUAUUGCUAAGAAAAAAAAUCCGAGCUCCUGAUUAUAGAGAAUGAGACUGAAAUGGAGUUCUUAAACAAACUGAAGGAUAACAACAUUGGCUUUCUUUGGAUUGGAUUAAGCUUUGAUGAGGAGAAAGGAAGAUGAGUAUGGCUCAACAAUCCCAAAUAUACAGGGCACAGUUUUACAAUAAAAGGAAGGACGAAAGAAGAAAAAUGUGCUGCCUAUAAGUUGACAGAAAUACAUGCUGAUAGCUACCAGUCCACAUACAAGUGGAUUUGCAAGAAGCGUGCAGUCCAUCUGAGUAUCUAAGAUAUUGUAAAGUAA
Molecule: messenger RNA, 2178 nt
Organism: Columba livia (rock pigeon)
Lineage: Eukaryota; Metazoa; Chordata; Aves; Columbiformes; Columbidae
Product: killer cell lectin-like receptor subfamily F member 1
Exons: 4
Source: RefSeq, a predicted model, not a curated record